Molecule: messenger RNA, 1923 nt
Organism: Asterias rubens (European starfish)
Lineage: Eukaryota; Metazoa; Echinodermata; Asteroidea; Forcipulatida; Asteriidae
Product: D(1) dopamine receptor-like
Exons: 3
Coding region: 514-1836 (440 amino acids)
Biological process (GO): adenylate cyclase-activating adrenergic receptor signaling pathway
Cellular component (GO): membrane
Molecular function (GO): G protein-coupled receptor activity
Source: RefSeq, a predicted model, not a curated record
UCAAUCUGAAUAGCAUGUGAGUGUGUUGUCGGACAAUAUUGUACAUACAGAUAGUUUGGACGCCACAAUCCGCUGCCAUUGGAACACGUUUAUUUCUCGGCUCCAUGUUACAGUAUGGAUUUUUGGUGUGUGUGCUUUUUCCUCUCGGGCUAUUUGAGAAAAAUGCAAUCUGCGACUGUUGCCAGUUUCCAAACAGCCAACGGCAUUUCAAGACCAGUGUCUCUACGGGUGUGGACGUGAACUAAUAUUUGGGUGCUGAACGUGUGUCCCGUAGCAGUUUCGUCUUCGUUUCUUUCAGGCAAUAACCAACGCAAUGCAGGUGUUUCGCACAGUGUCAAGUCAACGCUACUAAUAAGGUUCUCGGGAUUCUAAUAGCGAACGCAUUCGGAUGGAUUUUACAUGCCGUGUCCGUUUGGGCAAGUGUACACGCGGGGAAAUUUCGGAGCGGUGACUUGUUUGGAUUUAACUUGAGGACAUGGUGUCAGCGGCGUCACACCUAGCUUCGUGCGGAAGAUGACCGUGAGUUUGGAAAACUUAGCAGACGAGCUGUCCUCCUCACUAUCACAGGGCCCCACCAGCUCCCAGUUGAUGUACAGCGAGUUGGGCGAGCUGCGGAAUGUCUCAAUGAGUGAGGCGGAGCUCCUAGCCCCCGGGGAUCCCAACGUGGCUGCCGGCAUCGCGCUGGCCAUCAUCUCGCUGCUUACCGUCUUUGGGAAUAUACUUGUGAUCGCUGCCGUAACGUCAUGGCGGAAGCUUCGGCACAAGAUAACAAGCUGGUUCGUGGUGUCGCUCGCGUUGUCGGACGUUCUGGUGGGAUUUCUGGUCAUGUCGUGGAACGCUGCGUCUUUCACCAUAGGGUACUGGCCCUUCGGUAAAUUUUGCACGGUGCACCAAGCGCUGGAUAUCAUGAUGUCGACAGCUUCCAUUCUGAACUUAUGUGUGAUUUCCCUGGAUCGCUUCUGGGCCGUGACACAGCCCUUUGACUACCAGAGUAAAAUGACGAAAAACAGAGCGAUGUUCAUGAUAGCAUGCGUGUGGAUCACGUCUUGUGUGCUGUCUUUCGUGCCCGUUCUGACGGGGAUACACACGGUGGACGGCCCGGACACCAUGGACGAAAACCCACCCAAAUGUGAUUUUAUUUUGAACGGGGUGUACGCCGUGUUGUCGUCGUGCAUAAGUUUCUACGUUCCUUCCAUAGUGAUGAUCAUCGUGUACCUGAUGAUUUACCGCGAGGCGAGAAGACAGGAGCAAAGCAUACGAAGCCAGAAUAGGGUCCUUGAUAACAAUCAGAAAGGGGAGCACAAGGCGGCCAAGACCCUGGGUGCUAUACUGGGUGUAUUCGUCUUCUGUUGGCUACCGUUUUUUGUGGUGAACUGCAUCCUGCCGUUCUGUCCGGAGUGUGUCUCCGACGGUGUAUUUACUGUAGUCCUCUGGCUUGGCUGGAUAAACAGCUCCCUGAACCCUUUGAUAUAUGCCACGAACAGGGAAUUCCGCACGGCCUUUAAGCGCCUACUCUGUAAAAAACAAUUUCUUAGAGAUCGAACUAUGGAAUACAGUACCACAGUAACUCUACUAAUGCACAUGAGCAACGGGAAAGUUGACUCGAACAAGAACGAACGAAAGAAAAAGGCCAAAGCGGGUGCGACUAGCCAUCAGUCGGUGCCUGCGCGCACCCUGACGGCGAUAACGGAGUUCGUUACGGAAGAGUCGCUCAAAGAGGAGUGCGAGGGGGAGACUGAAGGGGCGUACCCUGGCCACAAUGUGGGGCCCAGGUUAGCAAAAUAUCAAUCGGACACGGAAGAGAACCUUGCACCACCUCCAGAGGAAUGGAAAUGAUUUGCGUCAGGACACCAGACGAGUAAAACAAAAGGCUGGAUAUGGGCCUUUUUUCACGCUGUUGUUUCGCAUUGUGAUGAAAUUGAA